CUUUUAGUGUAUUAUGGACUCUUUAUUCGCUUUUAAACUUAACACCGUCUGAUAAAGAGACUUUUAUUUCGUGUUUUAAUCAACUGUAGCCGACGUGAGCCAUUUCCAGCUCUAAGGAUUCGAUCGUCAGCCUUCUCGAUGGAGUCGUAUAGAGUCAGUGGCCUUCCAAACCACGGACUGCAGCAAAACUACGCUCACCCUGCUCGUGCAAGAAAUCAAAACAGUAGCUAUGGCCUCAGUAUCAGAGUCCAAGGCAUAGACGGACACCCGUACGUGGUUCUGAACAAUCAAGACCGACUGAACAAUCCUUAUUCAGCAUCCAACAAUGGGUUCACUGAUUCCGAAGGGUCCUUCAUAGAAAACUAUCAAGAAUACGACUUCAGAGGAACCAGGGAGAAUCUCUCAGACAACCCGUUUGCUGAGUAUCGAUCCCAGCAUCUGGUUCAACACGUCGAUCCUUACAACGGUAUCUCUGACCCCAGAGAGCCUCAGAAGAAACCAACCAGUCUGCUCAACUUUCAUAGGCACCCAGAGAUCCUCAAACCUUACGAUCCAGAGCUCAAUACCCUUAAUAAUUUUCCAAGCACUCCAGCCCAGCCUCUGUCCUCCACUGAUACUAGAAACGCUCUACCCAGAACCACCUCUCCUGCUGCCAACCAACCAAAAGCCACAGAUCCACCAGCACAGAAAGUGUCUCAGUCACAGGUUUUACCUCAACCAUAUCAGGCUAGAGCUCAACCUCAAAAAGUUCCAUCUAGAUCCCAGACUCAGUCUCAGCCUGGGACGAAACCUUUAAAUAAAUCCCUAUCCCAGCCCCAGUUUCAGCCUACGUCUUCACAACCUGCGCAACACCUUCCAUUUUCUCAGAUGCCUGCCUCAAGCAUUUCCAAUGAUCAGUCCUCCUACAGGACCCAAAGUUCAGCAAGCAGCACUAACUCCAGCCUGGAGCGGAGUCGCAGAGAGCCAGAUGUUCUUCCAUUACGAAGAACCGACUCCAGUGGGCCUGUGCUCCAGUCGUCCCGCUCCCGAAAUUCCUCCGUAUCCUCUAUGACCAAGGAAGAGCAGCUUGACGCGCUAUACGGGGACUCCGUGAACCGCCAUGAGAACCGCCGUUACAUUCCCUUCAUGCCCGGAACAGGGCGAGACAUCGACACCGGCUCGAUCCCUGGUGUGGACGAGCUUAUCGUUAAGUUCGAUGGGAAAGAGAGCCAGCAGAGAAGAGGUCGGACGGGCCGCAGGAAUCGGAUCAACCCAGAAGACCGCAAACGCUCCCACAGCGUGGAUAGCGCUCUGCCUUUCGGACUGCAGGGUGACGCCGAGUACCUGGACGAAGUGAGUCGGAAUCGAGGACGGUCCACAGAGCGGCUGCUUAAACCCUCGCAGGUGGUUCAAAAGUCGCCAUUUUCUUCUUGCUCUGUGGGACGAAGAGGAAACUUGUCGUGGGUCAACAGUGAACCUAGUUCUCCACAAGAAGCAGCACCCAGUGUUACAAAUUCACUCAUCAUCUCCAGAAAGCCACUGAGUCGUCCCUCAAUCCUUCCUGCGGGGAACAGUGGAACCGAGGCUAAGAGAAAAACGCAAACUGCCAGGACUGUGACCAGUGUGGCGACUACAUCCCUGUCUAAAGGUCUUACAGACUGCAGCAAAAAGACAAGUGCAGAAACGACACCCGAUCUUCUGAGAGGUCAGCAGGAGCUCUCACAGCAAACGCAUGAGGAGACGGCCAAGCAGAUCUUAUUCGGUUACCUUAAAGAUGGCAGCAUCGAUAGCGAUGACACCACCAAGAGGAAGGUCAACCUGGUGUUUGAGAAAAUCCAGACUCUGAAGUCACGGGCCACGAGCGGCAGCGUGCAGGGUGACAGUACGUCUCUGGACCCUUUAGCACAAGCCAAAGCCCUGCAAGAGCAGAAAGCUGAACUGCAAAAAGAAAUUACUCAUCUCAGAAAGCAACUGCAAGAGGAAAACAAGAAGCAGAAGGGGUUGAGCACGGCUCAGGCGACAGCUGGAACUGGACUGAGAGACCUGCAGAAUAGACUCCAGUUAAGUCAGGCUGAAUGUGACAGACUGCGUGACAAGCUGGCUAAAACAGAAGCGGACCUACGCACCACACUUGAAGAACUGUUCCAGGUGAAGAUGGAGAGAGAAAAGUAUCAGACAGAGAUCAGGGAUUUGCAGGAUCAGCUGUCGGAGAUGCACGAUGAGCUGGACAGAGCCAAGCGCUCACAGUCGGACAGUGCAGAGAAAGAGUCCAUGAUGGAGGACAUAAUGCAGCUGAAGCUGGAUCUCCAGGAUGUGCUGAUGGUUAAAGAGGAGCAGGAGGAUUUGCUGAAGAAGCGCGAGAGGGAGCUGACCGCUCUGAAAGGAGCUCUGAAGGAGGAGGUGUCCACUCACGACCAGGAGGUGGAUAAACUGAGGGAGCAGUAUGAGAAGGAGCUUCGUAAACUACAGACGUCCGUCGAUGAGGCUAAGCAGGGCAAUGCAGCAGUGUUUAAGCAGAAGUCGGAGAUGGAGGCAGCGAGGGGGGCAGCCGAGAGCCAGGUUGGGCGGCUCUCUAACGAGGUGGAACGGUUGAGGAGGAGAGUACAGGAGCUGGAGAACGAGGUCGCCAAACUCAACCGCAUCAUCGACGAGGCCAAAACGCAGGAGAGUCGGCUGGCAGAGAAGGCGAACCGCACCGAGAGAGAUAAGAAGCAGCUGGCGGAGUCACUUGCCGAAGUCAGGGAGCAGGAAGAGGAAAUGAGCCGGGCCAAUCGGGCUCUGACCAUACGUCUGGAGGAUGUAAAGAGAAACUUUAGCAAAUUGACGCAGGAGCACAAGGAGCUGGAGGAGCGUAUCAAGGACGAGAGGAGUCAGAAGGAGCAGUUUAGAAACACAAAGAAUGAGAUCGAGGAGGAGAGGAGGCUGCUGGACAGAACUGUAGAAAAACUCCAGAGAGAGAUGAGUGAGAUCGUGGAGGUAUCUCAGAUCUCAACUCAGGAGCUGCAGGUGCAGAUCGACGCCUAUAAGGAGAAGAACAGGAAGGAGUUCACUGAGCUCCAGAGACAGCUGAGAGAUGGAGGACUGGAGCUGGAGAAAUCUCGCCUCACUGCCAAGUCUCUGCAGGAGCAGGCCGCACAACUGGAGGACAAUCUGCGAGCGUGUAAGAGAGAGCGAGACGAGGUCGAGGAGCGAGCAAAAGCUCUACAGCAGAAAGUCUUUGAGCUGGAGGUGGAUGCUGACACCAAAGUUCAGAGUACCGACAAAUCAAGGCAUAUCAAACUGUUAGAGGAGCGGCUCUCUCAAUUGGAGAUGGAUCUAGACGAGGAGAGACAGAGCGGAGAUCUGCUGAUGGACAGAAUUGAUCGAGGAAGGGAACAGGUGGAGCAGUUAAGAAACGAGCUGUUGCAGGAGAGAGCCACUAGGCAGGACCUGGAGUGUGACAAGGUCGCUUUAGAGAGACAGAAUAAGGAUCUAAAAAGCAGGAUCACUCAUCUGGAAAGCUCACAAAGGUCCAGUAAGGAGGGACUGGUGGCUCAGAUGGAGAGUCGAAUCCAGGAGCUGGAGGAGAGACUGGAGGCCGAGGAGAGGGAUCGGGCGAACCUGCAGCUGGUAAACCGUAGGUUAGAACGGAAGGUGAAGGAGAUGGUGAUGCAAAUGGAUGAUGAGCAGCAUUCACUGCAGGAUCAAAAAGAUCAGCUAAACCUGCGUCUGAAGGCUCUGAAGAGGCAAAUGGAUGAGGCGGAGGAGGAGAUCGACCGACUGGAGCAUGGCAAGAAGAAACUGCAGAGAGACCUGGAGGAACAACAGGAGGCCAACGAGCAGCUCCAAAAUCAGCUCAAAGCACUGCGCUCUGAAAUGAGGCGAAAGAACAACUCCACCACGCUGCUGAACAGCCUGGAUGAUGAUGAAGACGACGAUGACGAUAUCAGCACUGACGGAGAGACUUACUUCAGCUCAACAUCGGGGUUCAAGCGAUCCGGCAGUCAGGACACCAUCAGCAACGCGUGACGACCGUGUAAAAAAUAGGAGUGUUUGUGAGUUUGAGUGUGUACAUGAGAGUGAGCGUCGGGUCACCGCGGUCACAAAACAAUCCUUUUUUUAUUUUGUUUUCUUUAUUAGGUUUUUAUUAGUCAUGACUUUUAUUUGGAAAUGAUUUUAUAUUACACUAUUGUUUAUUGCAACACUAAUUUCUUUUAACAAAAAAUCUCUUUAUUUUAACGCUUUGCCUUAGAUAAUGCCUGUGAAUCUUAAAAAUAACAUUUAAAACUGUAAUUUAUUAUUACUAAGAAUAUGAAGGAAGAAAUACUGAAGGCUAGAAACUUAGAACCAAGGGGAAUUUGUAAUGGGCUGUUUUUGCAUUUACAAAACUUUACUGUAUCCAAUAUACAAAAUAUUCUUAUACAACCAGCUAUUAUUUUUAUUAGAGUGUUUUCAAUGUUACUCUUUUUUCCUGUGAACGGACACUUGUCCAUGCUGCUCUGCCUCUUGUGUGCUUCUCUGCUCACGUUCAUGACCUGUUCAUGUUAAAAGACUAAAAGCCUGUCUCGCAAAGUGAGGGUAACAAACCACGCUGUGCUGCACAAAACAGUGUUAUAGAUGUUAUAUAAACUUUUGUCUUUAGGUGUUUUUUCAUUUUCAAGCACCUGCUCGUCCUGUGUUCAAUAAAUAAUUUGGUAUUUUUUUUAACCUGAAUGUUAAUCAAGCGUGGACAACUUUCUAAAUGUUUUCCUGUAUUAACAAAGAAGAAGAAAUGUUAAAUGAACCACUGCAAAUUUAAAAAUACUCUGAUCAGAAUUGGUUGGACUGUGUUGGUAAUGCACAAACCUGAUUAGUUCCAUCUCCAAAAGGUAACACCAGCAGCAUAUAACAUCCUGGCUUUUAUUCCAUCUGGCAGUUACUUAUCUUUCUAUGUAAUGGAACAGGACGGUUUGUUGUUUUACUGUUUGUUGUUGCAUUUAAUGUGGUGGUUUCAUCAAACACAAGCAGCUCAUUUGUCACCCAUGCCUGACACCUUUUUGUCUCCAUGGCUAAUUAAAAUGAAAAAUUCAGCAGCUCUGACCACCCUAACAACUGCUGUCAAACAUUUUUUAUUCUUAUCAGAAGGAAACAUUCUGAAACUAAUGUUUGCAAUCGAGAAGAUUCAGUGACGUAGCGCUGAAGUGUUUUGUUGCUUUUGAUAUGUUUAUUUAAAGCACUUUCAGGUCAGCUUAACAGCCAACGCUUUACUCAUUCACCAUUCAGAUUAGUAACGUCGUGUUUUGUUCUGUUCUCAGUUUAUUCAUAUGCAGGAACAAUAGAAAAUGGUUUGGGGUGUGGACGUGUGAAUAAUAAUACUGUUACGUUUGGAAUAAUGCCGGGAUGUGUCUAGAGCCAGGAGUUUCAGGGUGGACAAAACCAGCUCACAUUGUGGUUCACUUUACCGCCAGUUUUGUCUGCACUGUUCGUUCAUCAUUAACAUUCACAAAUAUUUGAAUAGAGUGAAAACAUUUGUCACAAAUAAGAGAAAUAUGAAUGCAGCAGCUAUUUCACUGAUCUGUAUGAUAUGCCUGAAUUAAUUUGUGUCGUUAUGUGCAGUUAAAGUAAUGGGUCAUUUUUUUUAGCUCUGGAACCCUGUCAGCUGAAGAGAAGAGAAGAUAAUAGUCUGUGCUCACACAUCUAACAGAAAGCAAACGUUACUCGUUACUGUCAACGUCUUGAUUCGGCUUGUCAGUGGUUCGUUAUACUUACCCACAGCUGUAUGACUAAUGUGAUUCCUUUCUGAUGUACAGCUUUUUUUAUGUACAGUUUUAUUAUACGAUGCUGUUCUGACAAUCGACAUUCCUGUGAUACACUGUGAUUAUUUGCACUGUAUAUUGUGCACUGUAUUUUAUUUUACACAUCUGUGGCCUGUAAGCACGUUCAGUUUAGAAUUCUCAGUGAGAAAAUGACAGCUUUCAAUACAACUCUAUAGCUGAGCCAAACACAGAAGUGUUAAUGUUUAGACGUGGACAAUUUAUUAAUGCUUUGUGUUUUGUAGUCCGCUCAGCUAUAGAGCCGUGGUGAAUGCUGGCUCACUGACCGGAAUCAGAUCAUUUAGAUUUGGUUUGAAUUGUACCUGUUACUGCAACACUACUAGUUUAAUAGAACAUAGCGCUUCUGGAAAGAGAACGAUUAAUCCUGUCACUACCUCUGUAUGCAUUUAUAUAUAUAUACUGUAUAUAACUACAAUACAAGAAAACGCAAUAAAACUUCCCACAGUUA
This is a messenger RNA of Trichomycterus rosablanca, 6219 nucleotides long. It is a transcript of the gene cgnl1, whose product is annotated as cingulin-like 1. Lineage: Eukaryota; Metazoa; Chordata; Actinopteri; Siluriformes; Trichomycteridae. Gene Ontology annotation, cellular component: bicellular tight junction; myosin complex. Bases 139 to 3987 code for a protein of 1282 amino acids. Gene Ontology annotation, biological process: protein localization to cell-cell junction. The transcript has 19 exons. The record is from RefSeq and is a predicted model, not a curated record.